CCAGCCCCAGAGCCCUGCACAACGGAGCUCUCUGUGCCAGGAGCCGCUCUCUGCCCUGCUGCCAGGAUGGCUGAGAGCUUGAUGUAUGCUGAACUGCAGGUCACCAAGCCCUCCCCAGGACGAAGCACGAGCCCCUGGGUGCAGGCAACAGCCCCGCACCAGGCUGAUGGCACCUACGACAACUUCCAGCAGGGCCCGGUGGGCGAGGGGCCAGCCAGGAACAGAGCCCAGCAGCGCAGAGAGCGCCGGUGGAGAGGACGGGUCCUGCCCCUGAUUCUGCUGGCAGCCUGUCUGGUCCUGCUGAUCACCACCAUCACCCUGGGGGUCUGCUACUGGCAGCAGGGGCAGCGGCUGCAGCAGACAUCCCGUGCCCACAUCGUCGAGCGCGAUGGCCUGUGGCAGCAGGUCGAUGUCCGGGAGCAGCGGCUGAGGCAGGUGGGUGCAGUGCUGGGGAAAACCCAGGAGGAGCUGGCACAGACCCGAGUGGAGCUGGGACAGGCACAGCAAGAGGGGAACCGCAGCCAGGAGGAUCUGCACAGGCGGGACGUGGAGCUGCAGGACACCAGAGUGCAGCUGAAGGAGACCAAGGCAGCACUGGAGCAGGAGCAGGAGCAUUCCUGGGACCUGCAGCAGCAGCUGGAUGAAGCUGCCAUAACCCAGGCCAGAGCAUGGACCUGCCAGGUCACAGACUGCUGCCCGGAGGCCUGGGUGCUGCACCACGGGAAGUGCCUGUAUGUCACCAAGGAGAAGAAGACCUGGUUGGAAAGCAAACUGGAGUGUGAAGAGCAAUUCUCUCAGCUCCUUGUCUCCUGGGAGUGGGAACGCACAACCAUGCCGAGCUUCCUCACCAACACGGACACCUUGUUCUGGAUCGGGCUCCGGCAAGACCAGGGCCAGUGGACUUGGAUCGAUGGGACUUCUUCCAAAGAGCCAAGGACCUUUGGGUGGCGGCAGGAUUGUGGAGCAAUGAAAGGGGGAAACAUAGAGGCCACCUAUUGCUCUUCCUUUUAUGCCAAGCACCUUGCAGUCUGCGAGAAGCCAGCUGAGCCUGACAUGCCCCGACGUCUGUUUCCAUUCGGCCCCUGGGGAAUGAAGAUGGGCCCCUUCAACUGAGGCCAGGAUGCUUCUCCAGAGCCCCCUGGAAAUCCCAAGCCCAGGACUGCAGAGGGCUCUGGGUGAGGCUUCAUCACAGCCCAGCAGAGCAUUGCCAGCCUCUCCUGCGUCUGACCCUAACAUGGCUGUUGAUGCAGCCCAGGACUGUGGUUACCCUUUCUGCAUCACCUCAUAUGGCAGAUGCACUGGGUCCAUGCUGCACCAACGCCCCAGGUUCCUCUCCAUAGUGCUGCCCCUAGGCAUGUCUUUCUUGCUCCAUGCCCCUGUUCAUGAUCCUUCCUCCCGAGGGCAGUGCCGUACACUUGUCCACAUUGAACUGCAUCUUGUCAGCUACAGCCCGGCUUUCCAGUCUGUCGAGAUCUGUCUGCCUUACAAUGCUCAGAGCCCUUCCCAGUGUUGUGUGGUCCAUAACUUGCUCCAGAAGCUUUCUGUGCCAGCAUCCAGACCAUGAAUGGACACAUCAAGCAGCCCCAGGCCCAGGACCAAUGCCUGACAGACUCCAUGCAAAGCCUCCUGCUGUCUGGAGCCAGUCAGAAUGACCGACCCCUUUCCUGGCAGCGAUGGAGCCAGUUGUCUGCCCCCGUGUAGUAUGUUUGUCCACUUGGUUAAUGAGGAGGUUGUAUGGGGCUGUAACAGGGUUCCUCUCCAGUGGCAGCCAUAGUGCCCUGAAGGGCUCCCAGCCCUUAUCCACUUGGCUUUGUUUGGACACUUGUUGCUUUAAUUACUGACCAUGACUGGAUGUAUCUAUCUUUUAGAUAAAGGGAGGCUGACCCAGGGCUUCCUGAGCCUGAUCUUCCUACCAUGACCACGCGUGUCCAUACUCAUUGUCUUCAGGGCCAAUUGGGUGGCUCCAACCUCCCAUUUACACAAAGCCCAUGCCUCAAAGAUGAUAAUCCUUCCUGUUGACAAGCCCCUUCCUGGGCAAUGGGCUCUCAUCCUAAGUCCUUGACCUUCUUGGGCUACAAGUGCCUUGGUCCCCACCUCCAGGUUGAUUCUCAGGCUGCCUCUUCCCUCCUAAAGUGACAGGCUCACACUAAGCCCCUGUCACAGGGACCUUGCCCAAAGCCUUGUUGAAGUGCAGACACACAACACCCCUGGCAGGCCUUUCAUCCACCCUGCAGUUACUCUGUUGUGGCAGGAGAUCAAGUUAUUGGACAUGUUUUGUUGGCAGAAAACCCAUGCUGCCUGCUCAGGAUGAACCUUUUGUCCUCCAAGUGCUUGCAAAUGUCCUUCCUUAGUGUCUGUACAGGUAAUUUCCUGGGGAUCCAGGUGAGGGUGACGGGUCCAUAAUUCCCCAUGUCCCCUCUUGUCUUUUUAGAGAGGGGCCCUAUAUUGGGCUUCUUCAGUCCUCUGGACCCUACCUGUGUCCCACGACUCCAUCAGUGUCAUUGCCAAGGGCCCCAAGGGCCCUGCCCUGGGGUGCAGUUCGUGAGGCCCUGAUGACCUGAGUUCACACAGACCCAUCAGACACUGUCUAGGAAGGGGCUUGGUAGGGUGAGCUCUGUGGCAGAAUACCAUCUCUGUCUCUCCCCAAACUGCUGUCUGACAAGUUGGUUACCCUGGUCACUGCAGAGGGCAGGCACCCCUGCCCGCAUCUGCUUCAGGUAACCCUGAGUGGUAACCUGAGCUGGAUGCAUUCCUGAGAGAGGGAGAAACCUGCUCCCUCUGCCUACAUGACUGACCACAUGUACCAGGGUGGGGGCUUAAACUCCCUAUUGGUCUAAGCAAUGCCAACAUGACUGGGAGGGGUGUAAAGACUCUGCCAGUCUACCCGCCAACCAGUGAUGUAUUUCAAAUUGGUUGGCUGGCAGCCAACAAUUGCUGUUCUUCAUUGGAUCAGGUAAAUGAGGUAAUAAGGUCCAUAUAAGUGAAGGACUGCCCUGGGGGGGAGGGGUAGCCAUGGUGAAAACUCAUAGAGAAGUUGGACCACCUGAAAUUUGCUCUCUCUCUUGAAACUCAUGAUCAAUGAACUGUUUGCCUCCAGAGGGAAUCUCCACCUGUCUCUGGAUGAUACUUGUGGGUAAGUUACCUGAGAUCUAACUAGAUGUAUAGCUUGCAGUAACCCAGAUGUGUGAUCAAAGGCUACCGUGCCACUGUUUGCUCUAAGGGAUUUCUUUGAUAUUGCUCUACUCUGUACCCUAUUCCAAACCUACUCCUUGUAACCAAUAAAGUUUUCCUUUGUACCUA
Molecule: messenger RNA, 3300 nt
Organism: Alligator mississippiensis (American alligator)
Lineage: Eukaryota; Metazoa; Chordata; Crocodylia; Alligatoridae
Product: B-cell differentiation antigen CD72
Exons: 7
Coding region: 67-1113 (348 amino acids)
Cellular component (GO): plasma membrane
Molecular function (GO): transmembrane signaling receptor activity
Source: RefSeq, a predicted model, not a curated record